Molecule: messenger RNA, 1354 nt
Organism: Meloidogyne enterolobii
Lineage: Eukaryota; Metazoa; Nematoda; Chromadorea; Rhabditida; Meloidogynidae
Source: the annotation of a GenBank genome assembly
UCUUGUAAACUCCAGAACCAUAAAAAUGUCAAAACACUGGCUCAACCAUUUAAAUCCCUCAACUCUUACUUAUUACAAACAACCUUUACAUAUUGUUCGUGGAAAGAUGCAAUACCUGUGGGAUUCUAAAGGAAACAAAUAUCUUGAUAUGAUUGGAGGGAUUGUUACUGUAUCUGUGGGUCACUGCCAUCCAAAAGUCAACGAUGCCUUAAAGAAACAAAUAGACCAACUCUGGCAUACUUCAUCCAUUUACCGAACAGACCCUAUUGUUGAAUAUGCAGAGACUUUAACCAAAAAAUUGCCUCCACAUUUGAAUACUUGCUUUUUUGUAAACUCUGGGUCUGAAGCUAAUGACUUGGCUUUAGCACUAGCUAGGCUGCACACUAAUAGAUUUGAUGUGCUAAGUCUUCGAGGUGCUUAUCAUGGAGGAACUCAAGCAAUUCUGGGUGCUACUAAUCUUGGAAAUUGGAAACAGCCAUUCCCUUCUGGCUUUGGUAUCAUUAAAAUAAAAUGUCCAGAUGCUCGAGGGCCGUGGGGUGUUGGAAAGUGUAGAGACUCUCCUGCUGAAUCAAAAAAUGGUUGCAAAUGUGAAAAUGGAAAAUGUAUUGCGUUUGAUUCACAUAUGGCAGAAUUGCGUGACUGUCUGGAUCAUGACUUCCCUCAAAGCAGCGGACCGGCUGCUUUCAUUGUUGAAUCAAUCCAGGGAAUCGGCGGAACAGUACAAUACCCCAAAAAUUAUCUUCAAGCAGCCUUCAGCACUAUCCACUCCUGUGGCGGUCUAACAAUAAGCGAUGAAGUUCAAACUGGUCUAGGUCGACUAGGCUCUCAUUUUUGGGGUUUUGAAUCUCAAGAAGCAAAACCAGAUAUUGUAACAAUGGCAAAAGGAAUAGCAAAUGGUUUUCCUAUGGGUGCUGUUAUUACAAGCAAAGAAAUUGCCAACUCCCUUGGAAAAGCUUUGUAUUUUAAUACUUAUGGUGGGAAUCCGUUAGCUUGUACUGUUGCAAAGGCUGUUAUAGAAGUAAUUGAAGAAGAAAAGCUGCAACAAAAUGCAGACAAAAUAGGCACAUUUAUGCUUGAAGAACUUUCAAAAAUUAAAUCCCCCUUUAUUGGCGAUAUUAGAGGCAAAGGGUUAAUGAUUGGAGUGGAACUUGUCGAAAAUAAAAAUCAACAGAAGAAAUUAUCAAAAGAAAAAAUGGCUAGAAUAUUUGAAAAAAUCAAAGAAAAAGGUGUUCUUUUAGGCAAGGGAGGUCUGAACGGGAACGUUUUGAGAAUAAAACCUCCAAUGUGUAUUGAUAUAAAAAAUGCUACACAAUGUGUUGAGGCAAUUUCGGAAGCUUUAGAAAGUGAAGAAUGA